Xyrichtys novacula (pearly razorfish) is the source of this 14349-nucleotide messenger RNA. The record is from the annotation of a GenBank genome assembly. NCBI's taxonomy places the organism in Eukaryota, Metazoa, Chordata, Actinopteri, Labriformes, Labridae.
UGGGUCUCAUGUUUUUCUCUAAGUGUGCUCUUCUCCUGACAACUUGUUUUUAAGAUGUGUAAGUGAGAGACCUCUGGACUCCACAGACUCUCUUAUCGUUCCUACUGAAACACUCAAAUCAAACACAUCAUUUCAGACCAUCUCUGCUGUCCUAAAGUCAAGUUCCAAAUCUCUCAGAGAUAAACUUUGUGUGGCUGCUAUACUAGGUCCAUUUAUUGGUGGUUUAAAGAGAUGCUUUGUAAAAUAUCAGUGCGUCUAAAAAUCUGUUUGUCUGACACUCUUCUUCCUGAUAAGUGAAUGUUUUUAACCCCACCCACACUUCACUUCCUCAUUUGUCUCUCCUCCCCUUUUACAGAUCUCCCACUUUGAGGAUAGGUGUAAACACUCUGUGAUGAACUGGAACAGCUGUGAGCACAGACACUGCAGAUCAGUGAACAGGCAGAGAGACUGUGACCCCGGCAUUUAUCAGGAAUAGGAAGAGAAACUUUUAAACAUUCAUCGUCUGUUGCAGAGGGAGAAAUGGCGCAGCAAGGAAUUCAGUUUGACCGAGAAAACCGGAGUUGUUCAGUCUGUCUGGAUCUUUUAAAGGAUCCGGUGACUAUUCCCUGUGGACACAGUUACUGUAUGAGCUGUAUCAGCGACUGCUGGGAUGAGGAGAAAGACAAGGAUACUUAUAGCUGUCCUCAGUGCAGAAAGACUUUCACUCAGAGGCCUGUCCUGGUGAAAAACACCAUCUUAGCAGAACUUGUGGAAGAAGUGAAGAAGGUGAAGCCUCAAGCUGCUUCACCUGAUCUUCCUUAUGCUGGACCUGAAGACAUGGCCUGUGAUUACUGCUCUGGUAAGAGGCUGAAAGCCCUCAAGUCCUGUCUGGUGUGUAUGGCCUCUUACUGUGAGCAGCACCUCCAGCCUCACUACAGUGUAGCUCUGUUGAAGAAACACAAGCUGGUUGAAGCCACUUUCAAGCUUCAGGAGAACAUCUGCUCUCAUCAUGAGGAGGUGAUGAAGAUUUACUGCCGCACUGAUCACAAGUGUAUCUGUUCCCUCUGCUCUGUGGAUGAACACAAAGGUCAUGACAUGGUCUCUGCUGCUGCAGAAACAGCCGAGAAGCAGAAAGAGCUCAAGGUGAGUCAGCAGAAAAUCCAACAGAGAGUCCAGGACAGAAAGAGAGACAUCAAGGUGCUCCAGCAGAGGGUGGAGGCCUUCAACCUGUCUGCUGAUGAAGCUGUGAAAGACAGUGAGAAGACCCUCACCGAGCUGAUCAGUCUGAUUGAGAAAAUUUGCUCUGAAGUGACUCAGCAGAUCAGAUCCCAGCAGAAAACUCAAGUGACUGAAGCCACAGAGCUGGAGGAGAAGCUGCAGCAGGAGAUCACUGAUCUGAGGAGGAAAGACGCUGAGCUGGAGAAGCUCUCACAAACUGAAGAUCACCUCCAUUUCUUAAACAACUAUCCCUCACUGUCAGGUCUGAAUGAAUCUACAGGUCCUCCCAGCAUUAGUGUCUGUCCUCUGAGCUCUUUUAAGGAUGUGACAGCAGCUGUUUCAAAGUUGAGAGACAAACUUCAGGCUGUUCUGAGUGAGGACUGGGCGAAGAUCUCAUCAGCAGUGACCAAGGUGGAAGUUUUACCUCCAGAACCAGAGCCAACAACCAGAGCUGACUUUAUGAGAUACUCUCGUCCAAUCACACUGGAUCCAAAUACAGCACACUCACGUUUAUCACUGAGUGACGGGAACAGAAAGACAACAUUAGUGGAAAAAGAGCAGUCAUAUCCAGAUCACCCAGACAGGUUUGUUCAAUGGUGGCAGGUCCUGAGUAAAGAUGGUCUGACUGGACGCUGUUACUGGGAGGUGAAGUGGAGUGGAUAUGUUUAUAUAGCAGUUGCAUACAAGAAGAUCAGCACAAUUGGGACCAGAGAUGAAUGUGAAUUUGGGCACAAUGAAAAAUCUUGGUCAUUAGAAAGUCGCAGCAGUGGACACAGAUUCAGACAUAACAAAACAGUAACCCUCCUCUCAGGCCCUCCGUCCUCUACAAUAGGAGUUUACCUGGAUCAUCAGGCUGGUACUCUGUCCUACUACAGGGUCUCUGACACCAUGACUCUCCUCCACAGAGUCCAGACCACCUUCACUCAGCCCCUCUAUCCUGGAUUCUGGCUUCCUGGCUUUUCUGGAGACACUGCUGAGAUAUGUGAGCUCAAGUAGACAUGAGGGUACAGACUGAUUCAUCUGUAAAGAUUUACAGGAGGUGUUCCUGCACUGUUAAAAUUAGGCAAAGUGGGUUUAAUUUCUGUAAGAUUUAAAGUUUAAAGUGCUUUUACAUGGAGAAUUCAUCUUGAUUGGUGGAAUCAUGUUUGCUUGUUGUUUGAAUCUAUUGUUAAAAAGUGUCUUGAAUCAAAGUAUGAUAUUUGCACUAUGUUUGAUUAUGAGUCUUUUUACGUUUAAGUUUGUUGAGAUCAAAAAUUUUACCAUCUGCUUAAAAAGUUCAAACCUAAGUCAAAAAAUGGAACACAAUUUCUCAAACGUAUUUAUCUGUGGUCUUGUAUCUACAUUUAAGGUGUCGGUUUAGGGACUGGAAGGCUUAAAGUCAUUUGAACUGAGAUGUCUUUUUUAGAAGCAGAUGGUGUUUUGAUUUGAAAGUCCAAUUGAAAAAUAAAAUGAAAAACAAAUCACCUUUUUUUUUUUAAUUCUUACAAGUAGCUUUAUAUUUCUAGUGUCAUAUAAAUUCAAUUUGUGUAUCUUCUUUUACAAGAUGUUGCAGAAACUGUGCUGGAAAAAAGUGUUUUUGUCAGUUUAUAGCUACGGUGAGGAACGUUCUCUUUGUGUCAGUUUUGGUGCCCACUGUGUAACAAAAAGUAAUCUUUGUUUAUCCUGUCUUUUACAUGCUUUAAUUCUGACAAAAAUAUCUCAUCCUGCUGCUUUUCAACAGUCAAACAUGGAUGUCAUUAAAGGCACCAAUAUAUAUUUGAGUGUAUUUCAUGGAAGUUUAAAAACUCCUCAUAGGACCUUUAACAAUACCCUCAUCAAAAACACCAACAUGAACUAAUGUUUGUAAUCAGGUCUUUACAAAAGAAAAAAAAAACAUUUGUGCACAACUUUUCAGCAGAAUGUGUUACUUUCAGAUUUAUUACACAACUUUUGAACAUUCAACAACAAUCAUGCAGGAAUAAAACAGGAAUAAUACAAAGCUUUACAGGCUUGGCCAGUCAUACUCUAGGGGUAAGUGGGCUUCUUGAAAACACUCAAAAUGUGAGGUCAUAUUUUUGUAAUCAUCACCUACAGACAACAGACCACGAGUUGAUUCAAUGCUGGAGAUGUCAGGAGAAGAAAAUGACUCUUCUGUGAGAGAAAGAAGCAAAAAUAAAACAAACAAUCGGCCUCAUGUCAGCAUCAUCAGACUCCAACCUCAACCGUUGGAGUUUUUGUGUCAGGUAAGCACAGGUGUAACAGGUAACAUUAACAGUCUGUGUCUCAGUGUCCCACAGUGUUACAAUAACCUGAAACUGAAGCAGCCGUGCUCCAUUUUAUUAUUUACACCUGUGCUUUACCUGCUGUCACAUCUCAAAAUGUCUCAUCUAAAACAACACUUUAAUAAAGAGCGAGCUGGCAGCUUUUUUUCCCAUCAGGCUUCACUUCACUCAAUGUUUAACCGUCGCCAGACUUAAAGGGAAAUCUGGGCCAAUUGUGACGGUCACACAGGAAGAGUGGACUGUGGAGCAAAUUAUGGAAACAUAAACUGAGAACAAAUGAGACAGAAGACAAAACUUAGCUCCUUGCUUGUUCUUUUUUUUCUUCGUGUUUAACGGCGGUUGGCAUCCAUCUUAUUGGUGCAUUACCGCCAUAGCUUCUUGCUUCAGCCGAUUCUCGUUUACAACUGAGCUGCGCAUGAGCAGAACAGUUAUGUUAAAGUGUCCACAGUAAUCUUACACUGCCAUCUACUGACAUGUUUAGGUAUCGCUUUGAUCCCGAAGCUGUGUAACUGCAGAAGAUUGAUUCAAUUAUUUACUUACAAAAAUAGAGUGGGUGUCUGUUUUAUUGAAAAUUUAAAAAAGCAGAUUUUUUUUAAACUACUACAAAUGCCUCAACAAACCAUUUGGAGUUCUUCACAGCUCGGCUUCAUGUGAGCGAAACCUCCAGAAAAAAUUCAUCAAAAUAUCAAAGAUGGCUACAAAAGAAUCUCAUACAAAAAGAGGACUACUUUUAAACGAUAUGGAUGAAUUGAUUUUAAGAUUUUAUUUAUUACUUUCAAAGCACUCAAAGGACUUGCUCCGAGCUACAUUUCAGAGCUUUUAAUACCUUAUGUGCCAACUCGCAGCCUCAGAUCCUCUGGCGAAGGCCUCCUGGUAGUUCCAAAGUCGAGACUCAAAACAAAAGGUGAUAGAUUUUCUCCAUCAGAGCUCCUCGACUUUGGAACGACCUGCCAGAGGAGACAAAUUAAAAAACUCACUUUUACAGACUUGCUUUUCUGUGAUGCCGUCUUUUAUCUUUUAUCUCUAUUACCUUAUUUCGACUUACUGUCCUUUUAGCCUUUGUUUUACUUAUAAUCUUUUCUUAUUUAACCUUUUAGGCCUUUUAUUGACUUUAUUGUUCUUUCCUGCUCAUUUUUGUUAUUCCAUUUUAUCAUUAAUAUUACCAUUAUUAUGAUUUUAUUAUCAUUAUUAAUAUCGUCUUUUUAUAUUUACUACUGAGAGAGCAACUCAGUGAAGAAACAUGUGUUCGUGAACAAGAAAAGACAGUCCAGUCCAGUAGAUUCAUCUGUCACAGUACAGAUCUCUGACACCAGGGGGCGGUAUUUCAGAACAAAUGGAUGAAAAGUUUUCUUUGUGGUCGAUUGAGUCUUAAUUCUGACCCCCAUCAUUUUCCUUCAAGGAGAAAUCUUCUUGGCUGAAUAUUCAGAGAUUAAAAUCCUUCCAGAGUGUGAUGGUUAAAAUACUCAAAGUGUGAACAGCCUACAAUUAACAAAAAAAGUGUUUUUAGGGAUCUCACAGCAUAUUAUAUUUAAUGACUUGUAUUUAUUAAAGCAGAAAUGUACUAGCAUGUGUAAUCUUUUCAUUUCUUAUGUGGUCCUUACAUUAAAUGAGUCUCUGAUUUGCUCCUGGUGGAAACUUUUCUCUUUCACACUUUGGUUCUUUGUGGUGAUCUUUGUUAUCUGAGGGUGGAUGUUACUUGUUGGUGCACCUUAUUUCAAAUGGGUCUCAUGUUUUUCUCUAAGUGUGCUCUUCUCCUGACAAGUUGUUUUUAAGACGUGUAAGUGAGAGACCUCUGGACUCCACAGACUCUCUUAUCGUUCCUACUGAAACACUCAAAUCAAACAUCAUUUCAGACCAUCUCUGCUGUCCUAAAGUCAAGUUCCAAAUCUCUCAGAGAUAAACUUUGUGUGGCUGCUAUACUAGGUCCAUUUAUUGGUGGUUUAAAGAGAUGCUUUGUAAAAUAUCAGUGCGUCUAAAAAUCUCUGUUUGUCUGACACUCUUCUUCCUGAUAAGUGAAUGUUUUUAACCCCACCCACACUUUACUUCCUCAUUUGUCUCUCCUCCCCUUUUACAGAUCUCCCACUUUGAGGAUGGGUGUAAACACUCUGUGAUGAACUGGAACAGCUGUGAGCACAGACACUGCAGAUCAGUGAACAGGCAGAGAGACUGUGACCCCGGCAUUUAUCAGGAACAGAAAGAGAAACUUUUAAACAUUCACCAUCUGUUGCAGAGGGAGAAAUGGCGCAGCAAGGAAUUCAGCUUAACAGAGACAAAUGGAGUUGUUCAGUCUGUCUGGAUCUUUUAAAGGAUCCGGUGACUAUUCCCUGUGGACACAGUUACUGUAUGAGCUGUAUCAGCGACUGCUGGGAUGAAGAGAAAGACAAGGAUACUUAUAGCUGUCCUCAGUGCAGACAGACUUUCACUCCAAGGCCUGUCCUGGUGAAAAGUACCAUGUUAGCAGAACUUGUGGAAGAAGUGAAGAAGUUGGAGCCUCAAGCUGCUUCACCUGAUCUUCCUUAUGCUGGACCUGAAGACGUGGCCUGUGAUUACUGCUCUGGUAAGAGGCUGAAAGCCCUCAAGUCCUGUCUGGUGUGUAUGGCCUCUUACUGUGAGCAGCACCUCCAGCCUCACUACAGUGUAGCUCUGUUGAAGAAACACAAGCUGGUUGAAGCCACUUUCAAGCUUCAGGAGAACAUCUGCUCUCAUCAUGAGGAGGUGAUGAAGAUUUACUGCCGCACUGAUCACAAGUGUAUCUGUUACCUCUGCUCUGUGGAUGAACACAAAGGUCAUGACAUUGUCUCUACUGCUGCAGAAAGAGCCGAGAAACAGAAAGAGCUCAAGGUGAGUCAGCAGAAAAUCCAACAGAGAGUCCAGGACAGAGAGAGAGAGACGUCAAGGUGCUCCAGCAGAGGGUGGAGGCCUUCGACCUGUCUGCUGAUGAAGCUGUGAUAGACAGUGAGAAGACCCUCACCGAGCUGAUCAGUCUGAUUGAGAAAAUACGCUCUGAAGUGACUCAGCAGAUCAGAUCCCAGCAGAAAACUCAAGUGACUGAAGCCACAGAGCUGGAGGAGAAGCUGCAGCAGGAGAUCACUGAUCUGAGGAGGAAAGAGGCUCAGCUGGAGAAGCUCUCACAAACUGAAGAUCACCUCCAUUUCUUAAACAACUAUCCCUCACUGUCAGGUCUGAAUGAAUCUACAGGUCCUCUCAGCAUUAGUGUCUGUCCUCUGAGCUCUUUUAAGGAUGUGACAGCAGCUGUUUCAAAGUUGAGAGACAAACUUCAGGCUGUUCUGAGUGAGGACUGGGUGAAGAUCUCAUCAGCAGUGACCAAGGUGGAAGUUUUACCGCCACAACCAGAGCCAACAACCAGAGCUGACUUUAUGAGAUACUCUCGUUCAAUCACACUGGAUCCAAAUACAGCACAAAAACAAUUACUCUUGAGUGACAGUAACAAAAAAGCCACACAAUUGCUUGUAGAUCAGUUAUACCCAAGCCACCCAGACAGGUUUAUUCUAUGGCGGCAGGUCCUGAGUAAAGAUGGUCUGACUGGACGCUGUUACUGGGAGGUGAAGUGGAGUGGAUACAUUAUAAUGGCAGUUGCAUACAAGGAGAUCAGCCGAACAGGGACCAGAGAUGAAUGUGGAUUUGGUUUCAAUGAAAAAUCUUGGUCAUUAGAAUGUCGCAGCAGUGGACACAUAUUCAGACAUAACAACAUAGAAACGGCCGUCUCAGGCCCUCCGUCCUCUACAAUAGGAGUUUACCUGGAUCAUCAGGCUGGUACUCUGUCCUACUACAGGGUCUCUGACACCAUGACUCUCCUCCACAGAGUCCAGACCACCUUUACUCUCCCCCUCUAUUCUGGAUUCUGGCUUCCAGACCCUUCUGGAAGCACUGCUGAGAUAUGUGAGCUCAAGUAGACAUGAGGGUACAGACUGAUUCAUCUGUAAAGAUUUACAGGAGGUGUUCCUGCACUGUUAAAAUUAGGCAAAGUGGGUUUAAGUUCUAUAAGAUGUAAAGUUUAAAAUGCUUUUGUAUGGGGAAUUAAUCAGGUGGAAUCAUGUUUGCUUGUUUGAACCUUUUGUUUAAAAAGUGUCUUGAAUCAAAGUAUGAUAUUUGCACUAUGUUUGAUAAUGAGUCUUUUUACAUGUUUGUUUGUUUAGAUCAGAGAUUUUAACAUCUGCUUAAAAAGUUCAAACCUAAGUAAAAAAAAUUCAAGUGUAAUCUUUUCAUAACUUCAACAUGAUGAUUUGUAUGACCCUAUUAUUUAUUAUAUACAUUCUCUCUUUCUCCAUAACAUUAUUUCUCAAACUUAUUUUUCUGUGGUGUUGUAGCUACAUUUAAUGUGUCGGCUUAGAGACUGGAGGUCUCAAAGUCAUUGGGACUAAGAUGUCUUCUUUAAUUAACAUUAACAUUAAUUUAAUUAACAGUUAAAUAAGAAACAAAUCACUUUUUAUGAGAGGUUUUAUCUGUUUGGUGUAAUAAAAUGUACCUUCCUGUGUGAAAUAAAGAACUUUAUUCUGCACUUACUGUGCUGCAACAAAAAUGUUUGUGUUUGUUUGUUCAGAGCUCCUGUGAGGAAAUGUCUCUGUGUGUCAGUUUUGGUGCCCCCCUGUGGACUAAGCAGUCCGUGUUUAUCCUGUCUUUAACAUGCUUUACUUCUGACAUAAAUAUUUCAUCCUGCUGCUUUUUAAAGAUCAAAUAUAGAUGUCAUUAAAGGCACUAAUAUACAUUUCAGUGUAUUUUAUGAGGGUUUUAAAAAAAAACUCCACAUAGGAGUUUUGUAAUACCCUGAUCAAAAACAACAUGAACUAAUGUUUGCAUUCACAUCUAAACAAAUAAAAAUUUUGUGCACAACAUUUCAGCAGAAUGUGUUACUUUCAGAUUUAUUACACAACUUUUGAACAUUCAACAACAAUCAUGCAGGAAUAAAACAGGAAUAAUACAAAGCUUUACAGGCUUGGCCAGUCAUACUCUAGGGGUAAGUGGGCUUCUUGAAAACACUCAAAAUGUGAGGUCAUAUUUUUGUAAUCAUCACCUACAGACAACAGACCACGUGUUGAUUCAAUGCUGGAGAUGUCAGGAGAAGAAAAUGACUCUUCUGUGAGAGAAAGAAGCAAAAAUGAAACAAUCAAACAAUCGGCCUCAUGUCAGCAUCAUCAGACUCCAACCUCAAACGUUGGAGUUUUUGUGUCAGGUAAGCACAGGUGUAACAGGUAACAUUAACAGUCUGUGUCUCAGUGUCCAACAGUGUUACAAUAACCUGAAGCUGAAGCAGCCGUGCUCCAUUUUAUUAUUUACACCUGUGCUUUACCUGCUGUCACAUCUCAAAAUGUCUCAUCUGAAACAACACUUUAAUAAAGAGCGAGCUGGCGGCUUUUUUCCCAUCAGGCUUUACUUCGGGAAAUGCCUCAACAAACCAUUUGGAGUGCGUCACAACUCAGCCUCAUGUGAGCUUAAGCAAAAUAUCAAAGAUGGCUACAGAAGAAUCUUAUACAAAAAGAGGACUACUUUUAAAUGAUAUAGAUGAAUAUAAAUAUGACGAAAAUCAAUUAAAUAAGGUUACAGCAUCCAUGUACGUUUUACAAUUCAUUCAAGAAAAACUGACAUUUUAAUCCCUUUUAAUCCCAGUUGGAUUUUUCUUCCCCUUCUACAAACAAUCAUUUCAUCUUUCAGGGGAUAGUGGUCUCCAAGUGCUCUCUCGUCAAAGUUAGAGACGACGUUGAAAAACUCAAUAAAUGUGGGUACAGUUAGAUAACAUCAUGUUCUUUGGUAAAGGAGGGUGACAGCUUUGUUUGUCUGUGACAUUUCAGUGAGCUCUGUUAACACCACACACAUCAACACAACAAGAGGCUGAAGGCUUGUAUAAAAAUACAACCAUGAUAAAAAGUGAUAGUAUCAAAGAUUUCACAGUCAUAUACACACAACUGAUUGUUGCACCAAAAUGAACUACGGUAGUUUAAAGUUUUCCUCGUGAGAGAGCAACUCAGUGAAGCUUUGCUGUUUCUUUCCUCUGAAAUGUCAGAGUUCGCUCGGUAAAAAUGACAUUUUAGACUCAAGCUUUGAAUGAGUUAUAGAAACCUGAGUUUAAUAUUGUGACACAUGGUUAUAUAGCCAAUCAAACAACUGAUCUGCAGUUUUUAAAGAGCUAAAGCUUGUCGGAAAUAAACAAGUUGUUCACACUAUGUUCGCUCUUAUUCAUUUUUUAAGCAUAUUUUAACGAAAUUAUGAUACAUUUAAGAAAAAUCUGCCCCCCUCUGAUAGUCAGAGUGAAGACUUCUAGGCAGUGGAAAUACACUGAAAAUCAACAGAAACACAAAGACAGACAUAUUGAAAGUCUGAAUUCAUUAAAUAAGGACGUGGGAAUAAAUUGGUUCAAGCAAUAAAUAUCAGUCUGCUCAUAUUCAUGUAGAAAUCGUAACAUUAAAGAAAAAUGUUUUUGAUCGUAAUAAAAAAUUCACUUUAACAAGAAAAGCGAUACUUUGUCCGCAUCAGUCGUGGUGAAGAAAGAGCUGAGCCAUAAGGCGAAAUUCUCGAUUUACCGGACGAUCUACGUACCGAUCCUCACCUAUGGCCAUGAACUUUGGGUAAUGACCGAAAGAACAAGAUUGAGGAUACAAGAAGUGGCCAAAAUGGGUUUCCUUCGCAGGGUGGCCGGGCUCAGCCUUAGAGAUAGGGUAAGGAGCUUGGACCGCUGCUCCUCCACGUCGAGAGGAGUCAGCUGAGGUGGCUCAGGCAUCUGGCUAGGAUGCCUUCUGGACGCCUCCCGUUAGAGGUGUUCCGGACAUGUCACACUGGGAGGAGACCUUGUGGCCGAACCAGGACCAGGUGGAGGGAUUAUAUCUCUUGCCUGGCCUGGGAGCGCCUGGGAAUCCCCCCGGAGGAGCCGGUGGAAGUGGCUGAGGUGAGGGCCGUCUGGGCUUCCCUCCUGAAGCUGCUGCCCCCGCGACCCGGACCUGGAUAAGCGGAAGAAAACGACGACGGCAGUACUUUGUCCUCUCUGUAGUUUGUGAAUUACACAGUCACAAUUGCAAAAAAGUGGCCCGAUGUCUUUUUAUGGUACUGUCCAAGCUAAAUAUGACAGUAACCACAAAAUCGGCCUCUUUCAGAAAGAUGCAAAAAUUGAUUUUUGGACGAUAGGAUAUAAAAGAUAACAGGAUGACCGGGUGUAAUUUAACUUUUACUGUGAACUGAACAAAAUGUGGCGCAAUAAGGAUUAAAAUAAAAAAAAAUCAGAUAUCAAAGUGAAUAUCCUGAACCCUGCUUAGCUAGAUUUGCCUUUUUUAAGAUUUCCAUGAAAAUCUCCCUCAUUCAAAUUGUAAUCUACAUUUUUAAAGAAAAAAGUUUAGUGAACUUUUAAGUUGCUUUCUGCUCAAAGACUAAUGAGGAGAAAGAGACUGGUUUGAUGUGUGCACUGGGACACCAUCAGCGAGUAGCUCAGCUUAAGUUUAGUCCAGAAAAGUUCAUUUGGUCGGACUGUGUAAUAUGUUGAUACUUUUUAUAUCUAGACACGCCAAUCUUAGUUACUGGUUCAUCCAAAGUGCCGGACAGGAAGAGUAACGUCAUUUAUGAGACACUCAGCCUUUCCUGCAAUAACACAUACAUCAAUAGAAAGGAGUGUGAGAAAGAAACGCCAUCAUGGACCACAGAAAGAGAGAAAAUCACUUAUUAGACGGGGUUACCAAUAAAGAUACGAAUGCUGGAUUAGGGAGGCAGAUCAAGAAGCAAGCCCAGAGCACAGGUAGACAUGCUGUCCUGAGACUGUCGGACAACAGGGUCAAAGUGAAAAAGAAACACAGUUGUCUAGAUAUAAGAAAUAUUAACAUAUGACUUAAAUAUAAAUAUGGAGAGUUUUCCUGAUACAACACACAAAAAGAGUUUAAAGAAAUACUGAAGAGCAGAGGCAACCAUAACCUACGCUACUGGAAUUCCAGUAUGUUUGAAAGAAGCAGGAGCUGAACUGAGUUGCUGACGACGUUGAUGUACUUUUUUAAGGAGUACCUUAAGGAAAAUAUACCAGUUCAGACGUGGAUAACAGUGUUAUUAGUCACAACAAUCUGCAAGUUGACUCAGUCACUUUGAUGACAUUUGCAUGCAAAUAACGUAGACAUAUUGCAAGGGGACAUUCAGAGAGUUUAGUGUUGGUUCUUGAGCUGAGUGGGAAAAUUCAGGUUCAUUGGAUUUCAGUUUUUUUAGCUGCUGUGUGCCUGGAGGAUGAUCUGUACAUCUGUCUUUAAAGUGCCACUGAGCAAGGCACUAGACUCCUGCCCCCCCAGUCCUUAAAUUAAAAGUUUUAAAAGUCAGAUGUCUCUUAUUUUACACACGUGACAUUUAAAAAGGUGCUACAAUUAGCCUUUUUUGUAUUAUUAUUUCCAACAGGUGUUCCUUCUUGUCCCUCUUCUUCCUCUUCUCUUGCUUUGGACGUGUUUGUUUUGAGAGCAAAAAUUGUUCAGCAACAUUGGCUUGUAUGAAAUUCAAGUAGAGUUUGUUCUUGUUUAAUGCUGUCGAGAAGAUUUCACAAUCUUGGCUAACAAUCGCCUUGCGACGGUCUCUUCCAUUUACAGUAAUUUAAAAAAAAAAAGGAUGUGUCAAUCAUUCAACGGCGUUCAAAUGCUACAUUAAGUACACUGAAAAUCAAUGGUGUCAUGAACAAACACUACCAUUGUUAGUAGGAGAAAGGCUCCUUCCUUUAUAAACAUCUGGUAUUGUUUUUUUUCUUGGUAUGCAGACACAGAAAAGUGAAAUUAAAGGGAUAUUCCGGCGUGAAUUAAGUUAGGGUCAAACACACCGUAACACAGAGUAAGACACCCCCUCGAGACAUGAGUGUUGCUGACUGCUUGCUUCUCUAGUUAUACCAACAACCAAAGUUAUACCUAACUUCAUCAACAGUACAUAUAGGGUCCCAGCCAUAGUACUAGCCACCAAACAUCUUUUUAGUUUUUCCUGGUUUCUUUAGCAAAGAGACUAAACACAACUCACCCACUCUCCUCCAGCAGCCGCUUGUUUGUUGGGUAGCCCUGACUAGUCGAUCACAGAGUGAAGCAGAUCAUUUCCAUGAAUUAAUAAUCAUCAUAAUAAUCAUUUUGCACUGCAGACGCGGUAGUUCUGCCUUGGCGUCUUGGUUUGAUUGCAUUUCCAUGAAGUAAUAAUCAUAAAUGUUCUUCCUUGAGCUGCGAAACUCCGCUGCACUCUGUGAUCGUCUCUUCAGGACUCCUCCCAUAAACAAGCUUUUUGUUUGAGGUUUGCGCACAUAGACGUAGACUGCUAUGUAUUGCUAUCAUGCGGUCGUUACUUGAGUUGGUAUAACUAGAGAAGCAAGCAGGUGUCUAACUAGUGUUACGGCGUGUUUGACUCUAACUUAAUUUUUCGCCGGAAUAUCCCUUUAAAAUCUUGACUCACUUUAGAUCUCCAGCUGCUGCACUGAAAACUAACAGUAUUAUAUCAGGUGGCAGGCACACAGAUGACACCAACACGAAUAAUAAAAAACCCCCUUCUCAUUGUCUCGUAGCUGACUGGGCAAAAUAACAAUCGCCCCCAGAGUCUGGCAGGAAACCUGUACACAUGCCUCUCUUAUCGGAGGACCAGUAAAAACAGAGGGUCUCAUUCAUGAAACGUUCGUAAAUUUAUGUGUAGAUUUUCGCAGAACAGUCACCGGUACAAUAAAAGUAAGUGAGUAAGUUCACGACUGCAAAUCAGUCCUAGAGUAACCACAAACUCCCACUAAUCAGCAUAAAUCUCCAAACCACGAAUAGCUGAUGAACAUCAUAUAAAGAGGUGUGGACGUCUUUCCUGUGAAACGACAGGAGAGGGAAGAGAGAGGAGGAAGAAAAAGAAACUUUCAGAUGUGGAAACAGUAUUUCAUUUGAAGUGGAAUAAAAAAAAAAAAAGACAGGUCAUUGUCUCUUGUGAGUGGUGGUGGGACACUUGCCUUCAGAUCACUGUUGAAGUUCUCUAUCAGAGUCUGGGUGUCAUUAAAGGCAGCUCCUGCUGUGUGUGGUGGGUCAGCGGAGUCAAAAGCCUUGGCUUCAGUGGGUAACCCUGUCUCCUAUGGACAGGUUAGACUUCUAGUUAAAACACAAGAAUGGAUCCCCAAGGUAAAGAAAAAUCAUUACUAGACCACAGAGCCACAGUGCUGACUAAUUAAAAUCUUGAUAAUCACUGAACAUGUUUGAAACACACACUCAUCUGAAGAUUAGAUCUGCUUAUUGAUUGUGUUUUAUGUGUUUUUUAAAGAUCUAUUAUGAGCAUAACAGAUCAAAACAUGAAUAAAAAAUGAUUUCUAAUAAUAAACAAUAUUUCUGUGAAUUCUUCACUUACACACACUACACUCGUGGUCAGAGGCAGGUGUAGAUUUUGUAAUAGCAAUGAACAAAUCAGAACGACUGAAACACUGAUGAAUGUUGGUUUGCUGUAAAUUUCGUUCAGCUCACAUUGAACACAUAAAUCCGUUCUGCUCACGUUUCAUGAAUGAGACCCUGAGCAUUUACUCGUUCGCUGUCUUCUCUUUGCAGGAGGGUUCACAGAGGGCUUCUUUGUGUGGUAUUGGAUAGGGAAAAGCUGCACCGCUGCAGGUGCUAUUAUAAGCCAGUUUGUUGAGGCGAGAGAGACCCUUGAUGCUGCCAGGAGGCCGCCCGGGGCUCACCUUGUACCCCGCCGCUCUGGUUGUACCCAGCGGCCUUCCCGGGCUUGUCUUAAACCCGGCAGCUUUGGUAGUGCCGAGUGGCCUCCCUGUGCUGGUUCUGUAUCCAGCUAGCUUGGUGGUUCCCAAAGGUCGCCCGCGUCUGCCCGUCUUCCCGACAGCCUUGUUCUUUUUCUUGCCGUCAUCCAGCGCUUGAUUGGUGCUUUUAAUGCCGGGUAUUUUUCCAGGUGAGCGAGCAUCGCCCACAAACACUUCUUG